UUGCCUUUUUGUUUUUUAGGCCACAAAGCUUGAGGACCAUGCAUGACUCAAAAUGCACUUCUUUGUGGCUUCCUGUUAAACAAACGCUCAUCCUGUUCACAGUCACAGCCUCACUGCAACUAUCGCAUAACUGUUGUGUCCUUUAGCAAAUCUUUCAGUUUAGUCUGAUUGGCGUCAUCCAUUCAGAGGAGCUCAAAUAUGCCUGGAGCUGCUUUUGGGGUGUUUUUUCUUCAGUUUUUAGUUUCCGUCAUCCAAGGACUCCAGAAUUAUGUAAUUCCUGGAGCAACAGUGGAAGCUGUCGUGGGCCAAAACAUCAGCUUGCCCUGUAUCUUGGAAGACGAUCAUGACCUCAAGAUCACCAUUAUUGAAUGGACAAAAAAUGGAGCAACAAAGCUGGCGGUAUACAGCGUGGUGCAUGGACUGCACCUCCAUUGGCCAAAUGUAACUGUCCAGAUUAAGCGAAGCAGCACAAGCAAAACAUUGGGCACCUACCUAUACCUUCAAAAUGUAGAGAAAUGGGAUAGUGGAAACUAUGCUUGCACAAUUACAAGUUUUCCUUUUGGUUCUGAUAUAAGCGUAACACGUCUAAUAGUCAAAGAUGUGACAGUUGCGCCAGAGAACCUGACUGAAAGAAUUCACAGCAGUCUUACACCACCAUCAACUACAGAGCUUUUAGCACAUGCCAACUGGACAGUCCAUCCAAAUUCCAGCGAUGCUUCAGUCACCGAUUCUUUGGCCACAAAUAUUUCAGAAACAACUGAAGAGAAGGCAACCCUCUCAAACAGUUUUACAUCUGCAGCUACUCCUAACAACCACUUUACAACCAAUCAGCCAUUCAACUUUACUACAACAAACGCUGAUACAACAUUAAUCCAAUCUACACUCGACAGCAGCCUUACACCACCAUCAACUACAGAGCUUUCACCACAUGUCAACUGGACAGUUCAUCCAAAUUCCAGCGAUGCUUCAGUCACUGAUUCUUUGACCACAAAUAUUUCAGAAACAACUGAAGAGAAAGCAACUACUACGACAAACGCUGGUACAACAUUAAUCCAAUCUACACUCAACAGCACCGGGAAUCAGAUGACAGAAGAACCCAAUCCUCACAAACUGCACCUGACUACUAUUUACUCAUCAGUCACUGAAGAAUCCAGCACCCUCAAGAGCAGUACAAAAAAUUCUGAAGAUGUUAAUCUGAGCCCCACUCAAAAGGUGACUCCCCCUGAUGGAAAAGAUACCACACGCAGUCAUUUGGUGUUGAUCGUCAUUCCAGUGCUGACACUAGUUGGUGUCAUUGGUUUCCUCUAUUGGAUACAAAAAUCAUAUAAAAGAAAGAUGAAGAUGGAAGGGCCCCCUUUAUUCAAACCCCCUCCACCUCCAGUCAAGUACACGGCUACAAGACAAGACGAAACAUCAACCCAGUUUUUCCCCACGGCAAGAUGCAACUCAAUAGCAGAUUACACAGAUAACACAUAUGUUUAAUGAAAAAAGGAUCAGUCACAGACUUUGCGUCACGUGGGGGGAGGGGGGCUCACACGCGGUUUCCUGCUUGGGUUUUUUAGUGCUGGUAAAAUGCAUUGCUUUUUCUUGCAGGUUGUUUAAAAAUGCAUGUGCAGCAAGAUAAAUUUUGUGAAGUGUGAGUUUUAUUUAUGUAAACAAAGUCACUGGACAAUAUUGUGAACUUCUUUUUAAAAUUCAGUCUGAAGAAAAUAAGAAAAAAGUGUUUGCUGUUAGGUUUAUGGUGGAGAUUAAGAUAAGAGAUGGCUGACAUAUAUGAAUUACCUUGGUAGUUUUUUUCAUGGAACCACAUCUUUAUAUGGUUAAAAGAUGUAAAAUUACUGUUUUGUCUUGUUGUGUGUAUUUUCUGUGUCUAUUUGAUCAAAUAAAAAUGUUUUUCAAUGAU
This is a messenger RNA of Oryzias latipes (Japanese medaka), 1903 nucleotides long. RefSeq lists its product as uncharacterized. The record is from RefSeq and is a predicted model, not a curated record. Gene Ontology annotation, biological process: inflammatory response; cell-matrix adhesion. Lineage: Eukaryota; Metazoa; Chordata; Actinopteri; Beloniformes; Adrianichthyidae.